GUUGAACUGGUUCUGUUGCCCAUUUUCUAGGAUUGGUAAUGCAUGCAAUGGGUAUCAUACAUUAUCCCUAAAUCCUCCCAAUCUGAAUCAUCACUAUCAUAUUCUUCUUCUUGUAAAGGAGUGGUGAGAAUUUAGACUCAGCAAUAGGCAAGGAUUUCCAUAGGAUCAAAGCCAUAUUGUUUACAGCUUCUGGAUUGGGAUGGGAACUGAAGUGGCAAGUGCAGAUGUGGGAGCUGUUGAUGGUGGGACAGCAAUUGGAGUGGGAACAGCUGGUACUAGAGAGGCAUUGUCUAGAUGUGGGACAACAACUGGUGUGGGAACAGCUGGUCCAGAAAGAAAGGGCCCCAUCUUCCUUUUCCAGACUGCUCCAGGCCCUCCUCUUUUGGAGGAGAGUGACCCAAACGUAAAUUCCCCCUGAAGGCCAAGCUUCUGCAGGAAGUUCUUCAUGACUGCAUAUGGUGGUCUACGAGCAAAUGUUCCUAUCGGAGCAUUGGUGAAUUUCUUGGAGAGUUUCAGAAUAUCUUCUUGUGUAAAGAAAAUUGAAGGACAACC
Messenger RNA from Cuscuta campestris, 552 nucleotides. The record is from the annotation of a GenBank genome assembly. NCBI's taxonomy places the organism in Eukaryota, Viridiplantae, Streptophyta, Magnoliopsida, Solanales, Convolvulaceae.